CAGCCUUGGAGGAGGGACGAGAGAGGAGUACCUCAGCCCACCGCGGGAAGCAGUGCCCGGAUGCUCUGGGUGACCCAGGUUGCAGCUUCCUCCGUAAUAAAUCCUGGCAGCCAGGAAUGGAAGAAGAGUUAAGAGGAAGACUUCUUCUUAAGAGUCUCUGCAGAGAAGCUCUGUCUCUGUUCCUUUGUGCUGCUCAGGCCUAACCAAACACCUCACCUACAUGCAAGAAAGAGAGGGAGCCCCUGCAGGUUGUGGGUUUUCCGUGCCUGUAACUGAUACCACCACGUCAGCCCAAAUGGACGGAUGGAUUUGUUCCUUCUCUUUCCUUUUCUUCUGUGCUUCUUCCCUGCCAUUGCUGGGAAAUGCAAAUCUGCUGCAGGAGUUGGGCCCCCAGGAGUAUUUCAGUAGCUUGCAAGCUGGCAGAGCGUCCCUGGCUUUUUUCAGCCACAAUGUUUUUCCCAGUGCCCAGCCCUUCUUGGAACAGAUUGAGAACUCGGUUGAGGCUCUCCAGGACUAUGGGAUUUCAGUGGUGAAGGUUAACUGUCCCAAAGAAGAUGUCUCAAGAUACUGUGGGAAAGAAAAUGCGUUAAGGAAAGCCUACCUGUUCAGAGGUAACAUACUCAUCAGAGAGUUCCCUACUGAUGCCUUGUUUGAUGUGAACUCCAUUGUUGCUAAUGUUCUGUUUGCCCUGCUCUUUAAUGAAGUUAAAUAUGUUGAAACGCUAGCAGAUCUUCAGAACAUAGAAAACUCACUGAAAGGGAGGUUGAACAUGGUCUUCGCAUAUGUGCCAGCUACUGGGACAGCAGAGCACAGAGCUGUGAUGGAGGCGGCUUUCGUCUAUGGGACUGCCCACCAGUUUGUUCUGACAACUGAGGCAACACUGAUGAAAGACACUGAGUAUGUCCAACCACCAUCUCCCCCCCUGCCCGGCAAUGAUGAGCCUGAUGUGUCAUCUGCCCAGCUGUUCUUCUGCCACUGUCAGCAGGCCAUGGACCUGGCCCAGCCCUGCAGGAGGACGCCCAUGGAGCAGGCUCUCACGAUGCUGAACAUCCACAGACACCUCAAGCUCAUGGGGGCUCCCCUCGUGACAGAAGUUGCUGAGGACCCAGAGAAAGUUUCCACUGUUCACUUACAGCUUGGGCUACCGCUUGUGUUCAUCCUCAGCCAGAAAGAGACCUAUGAAGCAGACAGGAGAACAGCAGAGUUUGUGGCCUGGCAGCUUUUGGGGAAAGCAGGAGUUGCCCUUUUGUCCAGGGAUGUUGUGGAUUUGAACGUCCUGCUCCAGUCAAACGUCGCUCUCAAGACACCAGAUGAGGGUGUGCCAGUCAAAUACUUGGUUUUGGAAGACACUGAUGAAGUUAUAACCCUGGUAGAAGAUAAGAGCAAGUUUGAACAAAUCCAGGAGGAUGAAGAUGAGGAAGAUGAGGAUGAAAAAGAGAAUGAUAAUCAAGACAUUCAAGAUGAUCAGGUGAUGGAAGCAGUUUCCAGGGACAGGAAGCAAGAGCUGCCCCUGGAGCAGAUCCUUACGUUGACAGAGGAAACCUUUCACUCUGCUAUGGUUGAGGCUGCCCGGAUGGUGGUGCUGUUUUAUGCCAGCUGGGAGGCAGUGUCCCUGGCAGUGCUGCGGUCUUAUGUGGAGGUGGCUGGUCACCUGAAAGGAGCUCAGGGGAUUUUGCUCUCUCAAGUAAACUGCUGGGACUGGCCUGGGGUUUGCACAAAGGAGAACGUCACUCAGUUUCCUACCAUCAAGAUUUAUGAAAAGGGAGGGCAAUCACUGACAUACAAUGGCAUGUUGGGAACAGAAGAAUUGGCCAGUUUCAUCUUAUUGAGCCAAGUUUCCUGCCCUCUGAAGCUGUCCACAAUUGAUGAAGCAGAAGGAUAUUUAAGAGGAGAGCUUCCAUCUGGACUUUCAUCCUAUCACCGCAUUUUGGUUCUAGGAGUGUUUAGCACAGCCGCAAGUGAAGCCAGGGAAGCUUUCAUGGAGGCAGGAAACAUCUUAAGUGGACAUGUAACACUGGGGAUGUAUUUUGAAGAUGAUGCCUUGGCUUUGUGCCAUAAAUAUGCAGUGUCUCCUCCAGCCCUUCUCCUUGCCAGGAGUAGAGAUCAGAGUGUGGAAGGCAUAGCUUUGUCCAAACAGAGCGCACAGGACAUUGUGCAGAUGAUCAGAUAUGAAUUGCUGGACAUUUUUCCAGAAAUCACAGUGCAAAAUCUACCCCAGUACUUGCAACUCGGAAAGCCCUUCCUCAUCAUGUUUAGCGAUGGUGACAUUGGUCGAAUGGAAAGCAAGGAGAUGCUGAAGCUGGCAAAAGGGAGACCCCAGCAAGCAUUUGUGACUUGCUGGUUGAACUUAAAGAACACCCCUGUGGGCCACGGAAUCCUGAAGGCAUAUUUUGCCACCUUGCCUUCGUUGCCUGUUCUUCUCUGGGUGAACCUUCACACGGGGGGUCAGGUAUUCAAGUUUCCGCCAGACCAGUCUGUCACUGAAAUGAACAUCUUGUCUUGGCUGGAGAAGCUAAAAGAAGGACUGGAGAUUCCCAGCAGUACCUUAUCUGAGGAAGACUGGAAACCACCCCUUCCUGCUUACAAUUUCCUCCAGAUGAUGGAGACAACAGUGCCUGAGUUCACCCUCCACACCUACAGCCGUGAGGACACGCAGGAGCAGCAGCAGGCAGAAAGCUCUGAAGAGAAAGUCACAGUCAGAGAGGAGCAGCUCGAGGAGUCCGGGGUGAAAGCAGAGAAAGCCCAGUCCCCUGGGAGGGACCUGCGAGGGACAGCCCCAAGGCUGACAGGAAGGGAAAAGAGACAUAGUGAGUUGUGAGAACUAGACAUCUCCCUAUGGCAAAUAGUGAGAGGCUAUAGGACGGUGCCCAGAGAACUGUCUCGCUGUCUCAGUCCUCUGUGAGCUCUCUACAACAGCGAAAGAGAGGUGGUUCUAGCAGUCAAAUUAGUGGUGAAGGGAUAAAACAGCCCUUAAGUUUCAGUUUAAAGGCAAAUUCCCCGGUUGCAGUGUGUCAGCGCUUCUCCCAUACCAGUGAUUUCUGGUACCAGCAAUGUGUUUGUUCAACAUAUAACUUGGCCCUCCUAUAUGCUGUUCCUGUUGCAUUUCAUGGUAAAUCAUGACAGCAGAUCUGCAUGGAGAUUGCUGGGAAGGAGUUCUGCCUGCUUGGUAAUUAGUGGAAAGGCAGCGUGAGCUCACUUUUCUUGCUGAAGGCUUGUCUGCACAACAAAUGAUGCUGGAGAAGUUGAAUCAGCACAGCCCAAUCCCUGUGCCUCUCUAUAUCUCCCAAAGAUGCUUUGGUUACCUCUGAGCAGGAAGGCUGUGAGUGAUUCCAGGAUAAAGAACAGUUCUCUCACCUCGGCUCCACCGGAGGCAUUACUGAAAUAUCUGUGUCAGCAAGUUCUGCCCUCAAGAAAUAGUUAAAUCUGCAGAGAAACUGUGUGUAGCUGUGAAGGCAAACAUAACGCUCGCUCCGUGGCUGCAGUGUUUAAACUGGCACACAGUUGUGUUUACACCUGAGCGUGGUGAACUGAAUUCAUGAGCAUGUUCCUUCUCAGGCGUAACAGGAGAAUCUGGCCGAAGUGAUUUUAUUAUGAGGUCCAGAACUCAGGUCAUCACAUCAGCCGUGAACACCCAGAACAAGUACACAAAAUUUGCCAGCAAAGCUCAAGGACAGGUGGAUUGGAAAAUGGCUUUGCUCAAUGCUGGCAUUUUCUUGGUAACGAGCCCAGGGGGUUAUUUGCAGCCUUUGUUCCUUUUCUUUGUUCUCAGUGACAGUAGCGAGGUUAGUUUCAUCUGAGCUGAGGACGGUGCAGGGAAUGAGGCCUGCAGAGAGAUGAGCGCUUUAGAAAUGAGGAGAGGGAGAUGAAGGGCAGGGCUGUCAGUGUUGGGGACAGGCUCUUGCGACCUGGGAUGGAGCUGUGUUUCACAUCCUUGUCUAGACUGGGAGAUUCAGUGCCUGGGGAAGCAGCAUUCUGGCCUUUGCUCAUAUUCCUGGGACAGCAAAAGGUCUAUAAUUCCUUGGUGGAGGGCCUGACCCUGCAGGACAGCUCUCUUGAGCACUGGAUGUGGUCUGGGUAUUUGGAGGGUAUUUGGAGGGAAACUUUGUCUAAUCUCGCUAAUGCCAACGACAGUCUUCCUAUUGCCUUCAGUAAGCACCUGCUCUGUUCCAGAACGCCACUGAGCUAUGCCAGGAGGGUUGGAUCCUCCUUCUCCUCAUGGCUCUAAAGUUAGUGGCAAGGGAAAAAAAAAACAUAUUAAGGAGCUGCUGGGAGCAUUGUGAAGUCUUUCUCAUUUUGCAAGCAGCCCACCUGGUGGGAUUAUUUUGCAAUUCCCAGAAAGAGACCAUCAGUCUUGGGCUCUCUCUGAAGCCCCUAACUGAAACAGGCCAUGUGUGGACUUAAUGUCAGGCUUAGAGCCAAAAUAUAUGUAUUUAAAGUGGUAAUCUAUAGUAUGCAGAUCAGAGUCUGUCAUGCAGCUGAAUAUGCCUCAGAGAAGGAGUAGAUCAGUGAGGAAACAGAACCUCUGUGAGUUCCCGUCAUUCCUUUGCUGCGUAAGGUCUUUAUACAACGCUCCACAAGUUGUAGGUAGGUCAUUUCCAGUAUUGUCUCUGGUGAUAUGACUGGUGCAUUCCCUGUUACCGCAUCACUCUCCCACUUUGUGCACAUGAAGUGUGGUCUCUGAGAUUAUAAUAAAUUUCUUAAAUAAACUAUCUCUAAAGUACAUUUAAUCUGCAUCUGUUUUGGUUGUGACAGCACUGCAGUGAGUGGAUUGUCUGAUGUGCUGGACCGGGAUGUUCAGGGUUGGAAGCACACUUACAGGAAUGGCUCCCUCAGUCCACUGCAGUUCAUAAGCAGAAACACUGCUUAAGCAGGUUUUGUGCAGUAUGAGGAGUGUUCCCGGAUCCCUGCUGUUCUUGGCUGCACUUCAUCUUUCCUUACAGACCUUAGCCGUGCAGUGCCAGAGCAGAAGCCUGUCACUAGGGGUCAGUGCCACAUCUCAGUUACGCCUGGGCAGAAUUUUUCCAGGGGAAAAAUUGCUACCUCUGAUAGUGCUACUUCAUUGAUCCUGGAGGACUGUGGAUGCAGGCAGCAGGUACCCAGUGAGAUCGCAAAGGGAUGUUCAUGCCUGGGGGGUGAGGGGGCGCCUGCUUCUCGGGGCAGUGGCUAUAGCAAGCCUGAAGGGCCAAGGACUCCCAGCUCUGCUGG
This is a messenger RNA of Struthio camelus australis, 5205 nucleotides long. The record is from RefSeq and is a predicted model, not a curated record. Lineage: Eukaryota; Metazoa; Chordata; Aves; Struthioniformes; Struthionidae.